Molecule: messenger RNA, 2134 nt
Organism: Cyprinodon variegatus (sheepshead minnow)
Lineage: Eukaryota; Metazoa; Chordata; Actinopteri; Cyprinodontiformes; Cyprinodontidae
Exons: 5
Coding region: 393-1241 (282 amino acids)
Source: RefSeq, a predicted model, not a curated record
GUGUGUGUGUGUGAAUGUGAGAGAGUUUGGUUAUUAUUUGAUCACAUUUCAGAGAACAUCUCUGAGUUUAAACUGUUGUAGAGUAACGGGAACCUUCCAGAGGAGAACAUGUUCACCUAACGUCACGCUACGAACUCUGAUGAAGCGGGAAAGAAGCAGUUUGCUGCGUAGAGCUCAUGAAAACAAGACGCAUCUACGCAGUUUAACAUCUUUAUCGACACCGAGCGGAUAAGCUGAAGUUCGGCUUUAUUUUAAGAAAACAGCGCAAGUUGUAGAUGUUUCAGUUAAAUAUGCUCUGUGUAGGUGGCUGGGUUAACAGCUAAUGAACUGCUAACCGUCAUUUAAACAACAUUAAAGUAGCUAAUUAGUGGAGAUUAGCUGCUUGGUGUAAAAUGCUGAAGACUCUGACCAAAGAGCUGAGGAGACAUUCCCUCAAUGAGGUCCAUCCUUUCCAGCUGAAGAUUUCUUAUCAUGGCAGUGGAGAGGGAGUAGAGAGCGAUGACUCAGAAGGCGAGAACCAGGAGCUUGCACAGAUUGACAGAGAGAGACGGAGAAAUUGCGCCCUCACCCCUUUGGCUACCAGCCAGCAGCACAACCAGGGUCCCGUCUCUCCAGCGAGGUUACGACGCCUCCGCCUCCUCCUAGAUGCCAAUCUGGAGCGUCACUCAUCAGAGGAAGAGCUGGAGCGGAUCAGCUGCGGCGACAACAGGAAGUGGGUGUCGGCCUUCCCUCAGCGCCACAGCGACCAUCACAGCAGCGCCUCCAGCGAUGAAGAAGUGCGAGACCUCUGCGGCUGCCGGUCGCCCCCCGGCUCUACCAGACCUCUGGCUGAGCCCGGCGCCACCUGCCUGGCGGCUUCUCCCAGCCCAGUCCUGUUCAGCUCCAGCCCGCCGCGCAACCUGAAGCCGCCCCCCAUGAGGUUUCAGCUCCAGGUGGCUCAGCCCGUCACACGGCCCAUCAUUCUCACCCACUUUGACCAAUCUGCACCUUAUAGAAAGUAUCGGCACAGCUACAGCGGCGAGCCUGGAAGACCCAGUCUGGACCUGGAAAAAAUGCAACAGAAAAUGCUGCUGAAAAAGAACUGUGGAGGAAAAACACGGACGAUGAAGAUUCGGAAUCUAACCGGCGGUCGUCCUCCGCCCAGGUACUCCUAUGACCCCUCCAUCUUGGCCUUCCGCUCCAUGAGCACAGCGCCCCCUUGUAGAUCCUUGACUCCGUCUGAAGACCCUCCAUGCUCUUAAGCAGAAACCGUCCAAAGCAGACUCCAGCCACACCUCCUCGCAUUUAGGUCUUUUCAUUCUGCGGCUUCUGUUAACGGAGCGAGCUCUGGAAGGUGUUUCUGUUUAAAGGUUGAACUGUUGCACUCUCAGGUAAUCUGUCCCCAUCACUCUGAGCCCUGCUGGAAUCAGGACACCGUCUAGCAGAGCUCUCUACGUAGAAUUCAGGAUCAUUAGACAAACACGGAGCAGGAAGCCUGUUUGGAUCGCUCUGAGGGGAAUGAUGCAUGUUAGACAAUCAUGUGGUUCCAGGGUUUCUUCCUUUGUAACUUCCUAUCUAAACAAAAAGAUGAAUCAUCUAUCUUGUUAUUGUUAAGCUGAGAUGGUGGUCGCAUUUAUCCGUCUGAAACUACUACUCUGGAUGUGUUGCUGCAAACACAGUACUGUAAGGUCGAGCUAUAACAAAUAUGUAUGACUGUAGAUCAGUAGUCCUGAGUCAAAGUUACUCGUUUUCUCUUUUCCUGCAUGAAUCCCAGAACUCUGCAGAAACAUGAAUGACUGUAGGGUUGCUGCACAGUUGGCUAAUCUGUUCUUCUGGAUAGCCUUCCUGUAGUUCGCCAUUUCACUUUGGCUUUUUGUUUCUAGUAAUGUAACUCCAUUCCAUUCUAGGUAGAAAAGGACCACAGGUCUAACUAUCUAAAUAUCUCUUAAUGCCUUGAAAUCACAUUCCUGCUAUAUUGAAGUCUGAGGUACUUCCUGUCUCCUGAAAGGAGCUCAAACACAAUGUAACUAGCUGGAACCAAGACUUUGCCGAAUUGAAUGUAACAUCGUGACGUGUUUUCGUCCCUUGUUGCACAAGAAUAAUUCAAUAAAUACUCUGUGGCCUCUUCUUGUGAUGUCAUUUUAUUUCUGAAUGG